AGAGACCAAAAGCUUGCAAUCUUGAGAUCCAGUUGACGACAAGCACACGUCUGCACACGCACUUGGAAGUUGGAAUCUCAAUAAUUUAGUUGAAUUCAGAUCAAAAGUCAUAACUCACACACCAAUAAUUUUUUUCCCCAAAAAGAAUCAAUACUUAUAAAACAUCCAAUAUAAAAAUCAUGCAACUCUUUCCUCAAAUUUUGUAACAAUUGAUCCGAAAAAAAGACCAGAAAAUGGCAUAUCUUGGCUCAUUGAAGCAAAGCUUUGUUGAAACAAACAAAGAAAGAUUAUUACUACCAAGAAAAGGGUAUUCAGAAUUGGGAGUAGGUGGUGGUGCAUCUUUCACAGGAAAUGAGAACUUUCUGGAACGUUUACGCUAUCGACUUACUGAGUUUUGUAACGAUGUCAAAAAAGUUGCAGCCAAAGCAGUUAAAAUGGGUAGAAGUGAUCCUAGGAAAAUUAUAUUUUCUGCUAAAGUGGGUUUUGCUCUUGCACUUGUUUCGAUCCUUAUUUUCUUCAAAGAACCCUUGCCUUACAUUGGUAAACACUCCAUUUGGGCAAUUCUCACUGUUGUCGUCGUUUUUGAAUUCAGUAUAGGUGCGACGCUCAGUAAAGGAUUUAACAGGGCAUUGGGGACAUUUUCUGCUGGAGGAUUAGCGUUGGGCAUUGCUGAAUUGUCUCUUAUGGCUGGAAAAUGCCAAGAGAUUGUGAUUGUCAUCAGCGUAUUUAUUGCAGGAUUUUGUGCGACUUAUUUGAAACUGUAUCCAGCAAUGAAGCAAUAUGAAUAUGGAUUCCGAGUCUUCUUGUUGACAUAUUGUAUAGUGCUUGUAUCGGGGACUUCAGAUUUCGUUCAGACUGCUGUUUCUCGAUUGUUGCUAAUUGGGGUUGGAGCUACUGUCUGUUUGCUUAUAAAUGUCUGCAUCUACCCCAUUUGGGCUGGUGAAGAUUUGCACAAGUUGGUAGCGAAAAAUUUUAAGGGUGUCGCUACUUCUUUGGAAGGUUGUGUCAAUGACUAUUUGCAAUGUCUUGAAUAUGAAAGGAUACCAUCAAAAAUUCUUCUUUACCAGGCAUCCGAUGAUCCUGUCUACAAUGGCUAUAGGACUGCUGUAGAGUCCACCAACCAAGAAGAUUCUCUGUUAGGUUUUGCUGUGUGGGAACCCCCUCAUGGCCGUUACAGAAUGCUCAAUUAUCCUUGGGGUGAAUAUGUUAAAGUCAGCGGUGCACUGAGGCAUUGUGCUUUCAUGGUCAUGGCUAUGCAUGGCUGUAUUCUUUCAGAAAUACAGCGCCUUUCUUCACUAAAGCCAAUGCUUAAUUUGCGCUUUGUACUUAAUACCCCAUGGUCAUUGGAGCUUUUCACCUUUGAUAACUUUGGUUAUCAAUUCGAUCCUCUCGAAGAAGUUCAUGAGGCUGCUGAGAAUCUUCAACUGUUGAUUGACCAGAAAUCUUAUCUUUUGGUUAAUGCAGAGAAUUGGGAAAGUUCAAAAAGACCUAAGAAGUUUGAAGAUCCUGAACGCAUUCAAGAACUGAAGGACAAUGAACCUAAACCCAUGCUAAUAAACUCUCUUAGUGAAGCGACUCUUCAUCUAAGGUCUGCUCACACAUUGAAGCACAUGGAUACUCUUAAUCCAAAUGUAAGCGUCAACUUUUCUACUUCACAAUGGGGUUCCUCAGAAGAUGUGUUCAAGCAGCAGACGAUGUGGCCUUCACGGCUUUCAGUUCUUGGAGAUGUGAUUUUGAAUGAACGUGAAGUACGGACAUUUGAAAGUGCUAGUACAUUGUCACUGGCAACAUUUACUUCCUUGCUGAUCGAGUUUGUUGCAAGGCUUCAGAAUCUUGUAAAUGCAUUUCAAGAGCUCAGCGAGAAGGCAAAAUUUACGGAAUGCAGCUGAUAGAAAUGAGGCAGCAGCUCUUUGAGGCAGGUUAUGUAACUGUUCCUGCUUUUAGGUUGAGGAGAUCUUCUUUCUGCUGUCCAGUGUCACAGUGCUUUAUUGCUCUACUGCCAGUAAAGAAGAUGUUAUCAACCAGAAACUAGGUUCAGGCUUGGAAUGAAAACUAUUCUUAUGAAGUUGAAGAUGUUUUGAGAUGAUUAUAUAUACUAUAUUAAGUUUUGUGUAGUUGUCAAGGUAUUGGUUUCUGUUCUGCAGCAUGUUUUCAGAGCCUGUAGGAGCUGUGAAUCCAAGAGAAAAAGAUUUCCUUACCCAAAGAUUAUGUAUCUUUCUGUACAUUAACUUUUUUACUUGUUUCCGAUGAAGCUGUAAAGCAUAGAAGUUUUUAAAAGAACAUUAGCUGGAUAAUAUGGCCUUGUCAUACUAUGCAGAGUGCAUCCUAGCAAAUUCUUUGA
Messenger RNA from Nicotiana tabacum (common tobacco), 2341 nucleotides. The record is from RefSeq and is a predicted model, not a curated record. NCBI's taxonomy places the organism in Eukaryota, Viridiplantae, Streptophyta, Magnoliopsida, Solanales, Solanaceae.